AUGUUAGGCUUAUCAGCCAGUAUAGCCGAAGCGGAGCAACCGCCAAAUAUAGUCGUAAUUGUAGCAGAUGAUCUUGGAAAACACGAUGUUUCCAUGCACGGGGCGGACAUUUACACCCCAAAUUUGGACAUGCUAGCUAGAGAUGGAGUCCUACUGAAUAACUACUAUGUUCAACCAGUUUGCUCGCCAACGAGAGGAAGUCUGAUGACUGGUCGAUAUCCAUACAGGUUAGGUUUGCAACACGAAAACCUCGUUGGAUACAGACCAGCUGGCCUGCCACUUGAUGAGUACAUUAUGCCUCAGUACAUGAAGGAGUGCGGCUACAAAACAUACAUGGUCGGAAAAUGGCAGCUUGGAUUUUUCAAAGACAAUUAUCUUCCUUGGAAGCGCGGAUUUGAUGAGUUUUUUGGACAACUUCUCGGGGGACAGGAUUACUAUAGUAGAAGAAAAUGCCUGAAGCUGAGAAACUAUGGAAAUCUCUGCGGAUAUGACUUGAGAACCGAGCAAGGUCCAGUAAGAGAUACAUCGAUGAAGUAUCAACCCUUCUUGUACGCUGAUAAAGCUCGAGAAAAAUUCUUCGCUCACAACAAAACAGAGCCACUCUACAUGUACGUUGCCUUCCAGUCGGUUCAUCGACCUCUUCAAGCUCCCCAGCAAUACGUCAGCCUCUACAACGACAAUGUCCAAAUGUCAAACGGCCAACGAGUCUUCGCUGGAAUGGUCACUGCUCUUGACGCAGCUGUGGGCGAAAUCGUCGACGGGCUCAAAGAUUCAGGCCUGUGGAAUAACACCUUGAUCUAUUUUUCGAACGAUAAUGGUCGAGAAGAUGACUCGGCUUUCGUCUUGAAAGGUGGCAAGAAUGACUUUUGGCAAGGAGGCAUAACGGGAUAUGGCUUUUUCUCUGGUCCUGCCAUCCCGAACAAAAUGCGCGGCAAAAAGCUCAACGAUUUGUCUCACGUGUCGGACGUUCUUCCAACCAUGCUUUCCGCAGCAAAAUGUCACACUCUUCCACCGAAAGUCUUGGAUGGCCACGACUUGUGGUCUCGCCUGCAAGGCGACAAAAUCGCAGAAGAACAGAAACGAUCCGAGAUCAUCAUGCAGAUCAAUCCACUUCUUCGGCUUUGGGAAGAAGAUACAAGAUUUCAGAAUAGUACUUGGGAUACUCGAGUUCAAGGCGUAAUAAUCGAUGGAGAUUAUAAAGUCGUCGUAGGAUCACACUCAGUUCUCCGUCGGAAAGCAUCUGACUACCAGACCGUCUGGCUGUAUAAUAUCAAAGAAGACCCUCAAGAAGCAAAUGAUCUCAGUGGGACAAUGCCAAACCUUACCCACAAGCUUCUGCAUCGACUUCACAAAGAAAUGGACAAUGUUCGGGAACCAUGGCAUCCACUUCCUGAUCCAGCUUCUGACCCAGCUCUUCAUGGUGAUUUCUGGGGCCCUUAUCGCUCUGACUUCCAAAUAUUUGCCGAAGCAGCCGAUUCGUCAUCUUCAGAGGUCCCCGCUCCAACAAGAGGAAUCUACACGGUGUAG
This is a messenger RNA of Oikopleura dioica, 1527 nucleotides long. The record is from the annotation of a GenBank genome assembly. Lineage: Eukaryota; Metazoa; Chordata; Appendicularia; Copelata; Oikopleuridae.